Syzygium oleosum is the source of this 695-nucleotide messenger RNA. Its product is annotated as flowering-promoting factor 1-like protein 3. Gene Ontology annotation, biological process: regulation of flower development. Bases 61 to 384 code for a protein of 107 amino acids. The record is from RefSeq and is a predicted model, not a curated record. The transcript has a single exon. Lineage: Eukaryota; Viridiplantae; Streptophyta; Magnoliopsida; Myrtales; Myrtaceae.
AGCUAGCUCAUCAACCAAGCUCACACAGCACACUCUAUUUCCUAGUCUCCCAUUCAUAAAAUGUCUGGGGUUUGGGUGUUCAAGAACGGAGUCGUCCGGCUUGUGGAGAACCCAGGGGCCGAGGUGUCCAGCGGCAUCGGGCGGCGGAAGGUGCUGGUCCACACCCCGACGAACGAGCUGAUUACAUCGUAUGCCGACCUGGAGAGGAAGCUAUCCUCACUCGGGUGGGAGAGGUACUAUGACGACCCGGAACUCCUCCAAUUCCACAAGAGAUCCACCGUUGAUCUCAUCUCGCUCCCCAAGGACUUCAACAAGUUCAAGUCCAUGCACAUGUUUGACAUCGUCGUCAAGAACCGCAACAUUUUUGAAGUCCGGGACAUGUGACUUAAACCUAUCCUGGCCGCCGGCCAGGGUCGGAGUAGCGUUGCAUGAUUCCUUGGGUGUUUAGCUUGCUUGGGGUCUAUUGUCGUUUUGGUUUACUUUAAAAAGAUCACUCUUUGAGAGGUUCUUGGUGGGGAUUUUGCAAAAGAGAGGGGGAUGGUUGCUUAUGAUAGAGAAGCAAAAACUGUAGUGGUGAGAGGGGAGUCUCACAAAGAAAAUGGAUUGAGAAGAAGUUGGUUGAGUUAGUGGGUGUGUCUUGGUUCUAUGUAAAAUGUGUUUUGUGAUUGUCUGGCAAUGAAUAUUGGGUCUCGUUG